UAAAACAUAUUUCUACAUAUUCAAAGUGUCUCUUUCUUCUUAAGCCUGAGGCAUCUAAUAUCACAGUAUGAAUAAAUUAAGUAUCUACCUACUCCUUGACUUAGCCUUUUGCUAAUAUGCAUACGAUCUGCGACGCUCCUUGUAGUAUUUCGUUAUAGCGGUUGCUGCUUUUCGUUUUACUUCAAAUUAUUGGCUUAUUAAUUGAACUUGUGUGUGGUUUAUUUUUGGCCUGAAGUCGCGCAACCUCUUUUUCUUGUUCUUGAAAAAGAAGUGAAUAUGUUGGUGGAUAACUGGAUUUCGGUAGUUUGCGAAAAUGUGAAUGGUUUGUGGCUUAUUGUGUGUAAUAGGUUGAAUGUUUGAGAUACAUUUUUGGUAAAAAAGAAUAUGUGACGAUGAAGAAUUUUAAGAUCAAUAUAAAGGAUCCUAGCAGAAUUCAAAGUGCAAGAAAUCGUUUUCUGAAUUUAGUGAGUUGUUGGAAAACCAGUAAAGAUGAAACAAGUGUUGUUUUAAAGGAUUACAGAUCGUCGAAAGAAGAAUUUGCUAUAGAAGGUUGUGGGUCUCCACCAUCAACAGAAUACAUAUUUGACUUCUACGAAAACGUUUCAACAAAUAAUCAACAGAACAUUCCACUACAUUACGAACUCAUCAAGCUCAACCUUGUAGAGCUCACCAAAUUUAUUUCUGGAAAAAGUUCUUUCUUCGAUGAUAUCGACUGGCAAAUUAUUGGUAAUGAUAAUCUCGAAGGAAUAUUUAAGGAUGUCAGUGAAGCACAGUUGAACGUUUCUUUUCUAUGGAGCGCUUUCAUCCAGAGAUGGGAUUUAUUGGAAGGAUUUUUGAAAUUGGGAGCCUCAAUUGACUAUUAUGAACCUACCUAUGGACUUGGAGCUCUGCACCUCGCUGCUUUCAGCGGCUGUACAUUUGGUGUUGAAUAUCUCCUUUCUCAUAUUGGCAGCGAUCCAAAUGUGAUGUACAAAUGCUACACUCCGUUACAUUGCGCAGUCUUUGGCAAUAGUACCGAAACAGCAAAAAUACUAUUAAAAAAAGGAGCUCAUAUUAAUUUGUUAACUAAUGAUCUCCAGAACAGUAUUGAAAGUGUACUUCAUUGUGCAGUCAGAGCCAAUGCAGUUGACUGUUUGAAGUUGCUCUGUGACGAAGGUGCUAAUGUAAUGCAACAAGAUGCUGCAGGAAAAACAUCAAUACAUUUAGCUUCGGAAUUGGGAUGUAAUGAAUGCUUAACAAUUUUAAUUAAACAAAGGGGUGCUGACGUAAAUGUUAUAACAAAGGACAAACAACAAACACCUCUUCAUCUGGGAGCUGAGAAUAAGAACUUUAAUUGCAUCAGUAUUUUAUUGGAAAAUAAUGCUAGUCCGGAUCUUUUGAAUUACAAAGAGCAGACAGCACUUCACUUGGCAGCUAAAGCUCAUGCGUACAAAUGUGUGAAGCUAUUAUUGAAAGAAGCUCUAGCUGAUCCAAAUGCGGUUGAUGUCGAUCAACGUACUCCUCUACAUUCUGCAGCAUGCAAAUCUAGCAAGCCUACCUGUGAAACGAUCAAAAUACUCUUAAUGUAUGGUGCAAAAAUAAAUUCAAGAGACCGCAACGACUGUACACCUCUUCAUCUGGCCAUCCUCAACGAAGCCCCAGAGUGUGUCAACUCUCUGAUAUUAUGUGGUGCCGACUUGACAGCGAAGUUAUCAGGUCACACCGCCUUAGGAAUGAUUUGCAGAAAAACACCCAUGUGCGUAGACACCAUCAGAAAGAAAAUGGACGAAUCUGUCACCUUCAGCAACCAGAAGACUUGCAAAGAAAUUGAAGUGCGCAUGGACUUUACGCCGAUAUUACAACAUUGUUAUCCUAGAGAGACUACUUUCUUGUUUAACCUGAUCGAGGAGAACCAGAAAGAACUACUAGUACAUCCUCUUUGCACUGCUUUCUUAUUUCUUAAAUGGAAGAAAAUCAGAAAGUAUUAUAUUUCACGAGCAAUAUACUACUUUCUUUUUGUCGUGAUGCUGUCAUCUUAUAUAAUGACAGGGCUAGCUUAUAAUUGCUACAAUUUUAGCAAGAAUAUUACAGAUCCUGAGGUUAACGACUCUAAGAAAGUAUGCUUCAAAAACCCACUGCUGGCUAGUUUAAUAAGCCAAUACCCUAGAGUCAUCGAGAUUCAGUGGUAUAUUUUGCUCAUACUUUGUAGUGGUAUUUUAGUUCGAAAAAUUUGUGGGUUAACAGGAUAUUCAUCCUUAUAUCAGUAUUUUUCUCGCAUGGAAAACUUCUUCGAUUGGAGCAUAAUUUUAAGUGUAUUUCUGGUAUCUUUCGUUUACACCGGUAGAACUUACGAGUGGCAAAAUCACAUCAGUGCUUUUGCUGUGCUUCUGGCUUGGAGCAACCUAAUGAUUACUUUAGGGCAACUGCCAAUAUUCGGACCUUAUGUUUGUAUGUAUAUUUCUGUACAAAGUGAAUUUACAAAAGUGUUUUCGAUAUUUUCCUGCCUACUCGUUGGUUUUACUAUUAGUUUCUGUAUUAUAUUCCCGGAAUCUCAGAAUUUUUCCAAUUUUUUCAACGGUUUUAUAACUGUCUUGGCAAUGUCCAUAGGAGAGCUCGAUUUAGAUCUGAUCAUAGAAAAGAACGAUCCCUAUGAGCUAGAAGGAAGUACUCAAGUUGUUUAUACCUUGUUUAUACUAUGCGUCACUAUAAUAUUAUUGAAUCUGCUUCUUGGUAUCGCUGUUCACGAUAUUCAUGGUCUGCAGAGAACAGCAAAACUUAGUAAACUAGUAAGACAAACCAAAUUAAUGGCGCACAUAGAAAAUGCUAUGUCCAGUAAACUGUUCAGUAAGAGAUUUAUAUCAGUAAUACUUCAAUCGACUACUUUGGUGUCUUCAAAUGCACAUGGAGUGCUUUACGUUAAACCGUUGAAUCCCCGUGAAAAGAGAUUGCCUAAAGAUAUACUGCUGGAUGUUUAUGAAUUAGCCAAGAAACAUAACAAGAAAAAUAGGCAUUUUUUGACGCAUCCUAAUAAACGAAAAGUUGAUGAAAAUGAUAAAUUAAAAGAUAAACAAAUAGUUGCUAAAAAUAGACAAACUAAUAUUAGGGAUGAAUUAGAUGCAAUUAAAUGUGAUAUAAAAGAUUUAGUUAAUGAUAUGAGUGAUAUUAAGAAUAUGUUAGAAGCAAAUCAUAAAAUGAUGGUCACUAUAUUAAAUAAAAUGAACGAUAACAGAAUGUGAUAACUCCACAAAACAUGGAAAAAAUGUUUGCAAUGACUUGCAUGAAACAUUACUGUAAGUAUAACUUUUCAGAACUAUUAAAGAAUCUUCUUUGGUCCAAAAUUUAUCAAUUGUCAAAGGUAUCCACCUUUAGCAAUUGAUACACUUUCAGCUAUGAUGCAAAAAUAAAUUGAAGAGUCCUCAACGACUUUCGUCUGGCCAUCCUCAACGAAGCCCCAGAAUGUGUCAACACUCUAAUAUUAUGUGGUGCCGACUUGACAGCGAAGUGAUCUGGCCACAUCGCCUUAGGAAUGAUUUGUAGAAAAACACCCAUGUGCGUAGACACCAUCAGAAAGAAAAUGGACGAAUCUGUUACUUUCAGAAGACUUGCAAGGAGAUUGAAGUCCGCAUGGACUUUACGCCAAUAUUACAACAUUGUUAUCCAAGAGAGACUACUUUUUUGUUUAACCUGAUCGAGGAGAACCAGAAAGAAUUACUAGUACACCCUCUUUGCACUGCUUUCUUAUUUCUUAAAUGGAAGAAAAUCAGGAAGUAUUAUAUUUCGAGAGCAAUAUACUACUUUCUUUUUGUCGUGAUGCUGUCAUCGUAUAUUAUGAUGGGGUUAGCUUAUAACUGCUACAAUUUUAGCAAGAAUAUUACAGAUCCUGAGGUUAACGACUCUAAGAAAGUAUGCUUCAAAAACCCACUGCUGGCUAGUUUAAUAAACCAAUACCCUAGAGUCAUCGAGAUUCAGUGGUAUAUUCUGCUGAUACUUUGUAGUGGUAUUUUAGUUCGAAAUAUUUGUGGGUUAACAGGAUUGGGUUAACAAGAAAAAUAGGCAUUUUUUGACGCAUCCUAAUAAACGAAAAGUUGAUGAAAAUGAUAAAUUAAUAGAUAAACAAAUAGUUUCAAAAAAUAGACAAACUAAUAUUAGGGAUGAAUUAGAUGUAAUUAAAUGUGAGUGAUAUUAAGAGUAUGUUAGAAGCAAAUCAUAAGAUGAUGGUCACUAUACUAAAUAAAAUGAACGAUAACAGAAUGUGAUAACACCACAAAACAGGGUAAAAAUGUUUGCAAUGACUUGCAUGAAACAUU
This is a messenger RNA of Sitophilus oryzae (rice weevil), 4286 nucleotides long. Its product is annotated as transient receptor potential channel pyrexia-like. The record is from RefSeq and is a predicted model, not a curated record. The transcript is spliced from 7 exons. Gene Ontology annotation, molecular function: protein binding. Lineage: Eukaryota; Metazoa; Arthropoda; Insecta; Coleoptera; Curculionidae. Bases 393 to 3215 code for a protein of 940 amino acids.